AUGGAACAGUUCAAUCCUGGGCUACGAAAUUUAAUAAACCUAGGAAAAAAUUACGAAAAAGCUGUUAAUGCUAUGAUUCUGGCGGGAAAAGCCUACUACGAUGGAGUGGCCAAGAUCGGUGAGAUUGCCAGCGGGUCCCCUGUGUCGACAGAGCUGGGCCACGUUCUCAUAGAGAUUUCGAGUAUCCACAAGAAACUCAACGAGAGCCUUGAUGAAAAUUUCAGAAAAUUCCAUAAGGAGAUUAUCCAUGAGCUGGAGAAGAAGACAGAGCUUGAUGUAAAAUAUAUGAACGCAACUCUCAAAAGAUACCAAGCAGAACACAGGAAUAAAUUAGAUUCUUUGGAGAAAUCUCAAGCUGAAUUGAAGAAGAUCAGAAGGAAAAGUCAAGGAGGACGAAAUGCACUCAAAUAUGAGCACAAGGAGAGUGAGUAUGUAGAAACCAUCACUUCUCGCCAGAAUGAAAUCCAGAAAUUUAUUGCAGAUGGUUGCAAAGAAGCUCUACUUGAAGAGAAGAGGCGCUUCUGCUUCCUUGUUGACAAACACUGCAGCUUCGCAAAUCACAUUCAUCAGUAUCACUUACAGUCUGCAGAAUUGAUCAAUUCCAAACUGCCUAAGUGGCAAGAAACAUGUGGUGAUGCCACCAAAGUACCAGAGAAAAUCAUGAAUAUGAUCGAAGAAAUUAAGACCCCAAUCUCCACCCCAAUGUCUGGAACGCCUCUGCCUUCACCCAUGAUCGAGAGAAGCAGCAUGGUUGGGCGAGAUUAUGACACCCUUUCUAAAUAUUCACCAAAGAUCCCCUCAGCUCCUUCAGCCAGAGCGUCAACCAGCCCUUUGAUUGAUAUGUUUAAUAACCCAGCCACAGUCGCACAGAAUUCAGAAAGAAAAAAUAAUUCAACAGGUUCUUCAGAUGACCCCAGUUUACAGCGAUCGGUUUCUGUUGCCACUGGACUGAACAGGGUAAAAAAGCAGAAAGUGAAAACCAUCUUUCCGCACACGGCCGGCGCGAACCAGACCUUACUCAGCUUCGCACAGGGAGACGUCAUCACGCUGCUUGUCUCCGAGGAGAAGGACGGCUGGCUGUACGGAGAGCAUGAGGGCACCAAAGGGAGGGGUUGGUUCCCGUCGUCCUACACAAAGUUGCUGGAGGAAAAUGAGAAGGAGACCGUGAGCAUGCCCGGGCCAAGCUCGAUAUCAGUACGGAGCAUGAGCACGAUGAACUUAUUUGAGAAAAGCAGCGUCGUCAUCCCCCCACCGGAUUACUUAGAAUGUUCGUCCACGGGGGCGGCUGCAGAAAAGAAAGGAGCGGUUUCCCAAAACGCUUCUACCUUUAAACCACCAGUGUCCAAACCAGAAACCACGUCUCCUAAUGAUGCAAAUGGGUUUGCAAAGCCUCCUUUUCUCAGCAGAGAAAAUCCCUUUGCUACUGUGAAACUCCGACCAACGGUGACAAAUGAUCGCUCAGCACCAGUCAUUCGAUGA
Molecule: messenger RNA, 1479 nt
Organism: Lipotes vexillifer (Yangtze River dolphin)
Lineage: Eukaryota; Metazoa; Chordata; Mammalia; Artiodactyla; Lipotidae
Gene: BAIAP2L1
Product: BAR/IMD domain containing adaptor protein 2 like 1
Exons: 13
Coding region: 1-1479 (492 amino acids)
Biological process (GO): actin filament bundle assembly; actin crosslink formation; positive regulation of actin filament polymerization
Cellular component (GO): nucleoplasm; cytosol
Molecular function (GO): protein binding
Source: RefSeq, a predicted model, not a curated record